Phymastichus coffea is the source of this 1596-nucleotide messenger RNA. RefSeq names its product sodium channel protein Nach-like. Gene Ontology annotation, cellular component: membrane. The transcript has 6 exons. NCBI's taxonomy places the organism in Eukaryota, Metazoa, Arthropoda, Insecta, Hymenoptera, Eulophidae. Gene Ontology annotation, biological process: sodium ion transmembrane transport. Gene Ontology annotation, molecular function: ligand-gated sodium channel activity. The record is from RefSeq and is a predicted model, not a curated record. Bases 1 to 1302 code for a protein of 433 amino acids.
AUGGCUGUCGACUUGUGCUGGAAAUCGAAGCAACCAGGACUCAAGCUGUUGCGGUACAGCUUGAGUAAGCGGCGCCGAGAGUUCGUGCGCGAGAAUUCUCUGCACGUCGUACCCUACUUCGUCGACCCGACGAGGUCGAUUUACCAAAGAGUCAUGUGGUUUUUAAUCUUCAUUGCGUCCGCAAUCGCAGCUGUCGCAACCAUCGUGAUUAUCUGGCAGAAAUUUCAAACAUCGCCAACAUUAACCUACUUGAAUAUCGAGCGAGAAAACGUUUCUGUGGACUUUCCCAAUGUAUAUUUGUGUUUUGACAAAAAUCAUUUGGAUUUCUCUAAGUCGCAAUUAAGAGCGACGCAAAUCACCGGUAUCGAGUUAUUGUACGAGCGCUCAGAACUAUUUCAAUUGAUGAGUAAUGAAGACUUAGACGGACUUUCUUUUUCGCAAAUUUUGUAUGAGUCGACACCAGAAUGUCAAGAUCUCCUAUUCAACUGCGAGUUUAGAAAACAGUCGUACGACUGUGAAACUCUGUUCCCGCGAAAAAUUGCGACUGCCGAUGGUAUAUGCUGUGAAUUUAAGAGUCGGCGAAUCGAUAAAGAUGACCCCGCGUGGAGUUUGCAGUUUCAAAUAUCCGAAUAUCCAAUAAACGUACACCUGACUGGAAAAUCUGAAGGGCCACCGCUGUUAGGUCAAGAGCCAACUCAUAGAUUGCUCGCACCUGCGUCCAUCGGGCUAAGUUUGACCAUCACGUCAACAGCCAAUAGCGUACGUUUCCUCACUCGAAGUCAGCGCAAAUGCGUGUAUCCAGAGGAAAGCCUUUCGCACGCCGAUUGCGAAAGGACGCUUCAUAAGAAUGUCAUGUUAGCCAAGUGCAGCUGCCUUCCAUGGUUUUACGCUGACAGUCAGAUGGAUGAAUGCUAUUUUUGGCAAUAUCAGUGCCUCUCUACCAUACCAGAACAAAAGCUGACGAGCGGCAAGUGCUACAUGUCGUGCGAACACACGGCCUACAACGUGGAGAAGAUCGAGCGCAACAUCGACGCACAUAACAGUAACAACGCCAGCACCGAGAUAAAGUUUCUCUCGUGGCCGGAGGUGCGUUUUCGCCGUAAAACGCGCUUCGGCUGGCUGGAUCUCGUUGUCUCAUUCGGCGGAGUGGCUGGAUUUUUUAUCGGCUACUCCAUCAUCACCAGCUUCGAGAUACUUUAUUACUUCAGUUUGCGCACCUACUGUGGCGCUGUGCUUAGCAUGCCUAAGACUAAGUUUAAUGUACCGGUUGAACCAGCGCAUCCUUGUAAUAAUGCCUGCUAACGAAGGACUCCAUUAUACUUUACCAAGAUUAUCUGUCCCUUGAUGUUCACUUUCACUGUAGCUAUGCUAUUUGUCAGUUGUAACCAAUUUUUCACCAAUAUUUAUCGUAAUUACCACAACAAAGUAAUUUAGAACUAGUUAAUCUUUCACUCAUCUGCUAAUACAACGUCGAAGCAAAAGGAAUAUUUCAAGAUUGCGUAAAAAUAUGUAAGUUUUUAUUAGAAUUUCAGUCUGUUUCCAGCAUUGUUGCAUUGAUGCAUGUUUUCUCUUUCAAUUUUUGAGUCAUUUUCGACA